Messenger RNA from Octopus sinensis (East Asian common octopus), 4878 nucleotides. Its product is annotated as dystrobrevin beta. NCBI's taxonomy places the organism in Eukaryota, Metazoa, Mollusca, Cephalopoda, Octopoda, Octopodidae. The transcript has 20 exons. Bases 1696 to 4146 code for a protein of 816 amino acids. Gene Ontology annotation, cellular component: plasma membrane; synapse. Gene Ontology annotation, molecular function: zinc ion binding. The record is from RefSeq and is a predicted model, not a curated record. Gene Ontology annotation, biological process: synaptic signaling.
CUGCUGCCGCUGUUUACGAUAUUGCUGCUGCUGCUGUUGUUGCUGCUGCUGUUUCUCUGUGCAGUACCAGAGUUAAAGCAGCUUCUUCAUCUUCACUGCUGUCCACCAGGAAGUAGGUGUCAUCCGUACGGAGAUUCACCGAACCAGGCGCUGCUGCUACCUGUCAAAGAAAAAAAAAAAGCAUGUCGAAAGGAAACUACUUCUCAGCGAAACCUCCCAGCUUAUCUCUGCUUUCUUAUCUUUGAGAAACAAACAAAACCACACGGAAAUAACAAUCGUCAUUAUUGCUGCUGUUACCUAGUUCCCACCUUCCAACCCUUGGUUAAUUAAUUUUCUUUAAUUAGGCGCCUUGCUAUUAUCCUAAACAUGAUAGGGUUACAGAACGAUACAACCCUGUCGCGAUCUGGCCUUUUACAAGUUUAGGGUGUUUAAAUUGGAAAUGACGGAUAUUAUUAUAUUGUCGGAUGUUGUACAAUAUUUUCCGGAGACCUUCACAACUGAGCGGAAUCUUAUAACUUCACAUUUCUAUUGCACUCGAAGAUAAAUAUUUCCAGUUAUGGGACUAUGGCCCGGGAUAGAUGGGUCAAACGUCUGCAACACGCGAAUGUACCGGCCUAAACAGAAAAGAUUGUUGUUUUGAUCUUGUUUUAAGAGGAGAAAAUUACAAAAUAUACAAAAAAACCUCAACAUAUUUUGGUUAAUUCCUAACAAUGUGAGGAUUUCGGGAUAAAUAAAUAUAAAGGGAGAGAAAGAGAGAGAAAGGGCCAAAGUGGGAUGAGGAAGAGAUGAAUUAAGAAUAGGUUCAACGGAAGGAAACAGUCAAAGAAAGGUUGGAACAAUGACAUUGGUAAACUCUUAAAAUGGCACUACUACACCAUCAUCUCCCUCAAAGAUUUCACAACUUCAGGACAGGUUCCACGACAAUCUCAUUCUUCCGCAAUUUCGUCGAUCUCUUUCAUUUAUUCAUUUACGAUUAAAUUCUUCAUUUUUUUUUAUAAUGGAAUGAUGAAUGACAAUUCAUUCAUGCAAUUAAAACUCCAGACACCGUUGUAACUUUAUAUAUAUAUAUGAUAUAAUAUAAUAUAAUAUCCCCUUAUAUAUUAGCUGAUAUUUCAUUCUGAUAUUACUCAGAGUAUCAGGCUUGGCAAAAUAGCAGAUUGAAGUAACUAAAUAAAUAAACCACAUGUAUUGAAUACAUUCUUCUCUUUCGUGUAUACACUCCAACAUAAUUAUAUAUAUUAUAUAUUGACUGUGUAUAUGUUUAUGUAUAUAUAUAUUUAUCAUGUAAUGUAGGUGAAUAUGUUACGUACAUGAUAUUCAAAGAGUCUUUAUUCAAUAAAACAUGACACAGGGCCUGCCAUAAUAUAUUCCAGUCGUCGCAUUCUUGUUGACAAACUGGGAAUUAUGUAUGUUUUGUUGUUUCCCGAUCUGUUUAAUUUCGGGCACUUCUUAACCUCUCUGAUCGAUAACUACACAAGUGAUAUAUUUAAGGGAUCGAUAAAUUAGAUAAUCUAUACAGAGUUUACGAAAACCGAACCUUUCGUAAAAAUUAAUUCAAAGGUUUCAGGCGGAAAGGAAUUUAAUUAGAACUGGGAUCUUACCGUUUCUGUCCCUUUUCCACAGCCACUCAUUUUAUUUAUUUAUCUAACCCCAAAAGACAAAUUCAAGCUUUGGAAUAACAAAUAAUUUGCCAUCAUGACGGAGUGCUUGGCUUAUAACCCGCAAAAUAACUUUGCGUCAGUUAUUGAAAAUAUCAACAGAGAACUUAGAGAAAAAGGUCACUUAGCCGCAUCAGAUGAUUCUAGAAUGUUGGAUGACACGAGUCCAACAACUCGGGCAUUCGUAGAACACAAGCAGCUGAUGACGGAACUGAGAUCUCAGAACUAUGAUGUCAUCAGGUUUGCUACUUACCGAACUGCCUGUAAAUUACGCUUCAUACAGAAACGGACCAACUUAUUACUGGUGGACAUUUGGAAUAUUAUUGAAGCAUUUCGAGAAAAUGGUCUGAAUACACUGGAACCAGAUUCUGAACUCAAUGUCUCGCGGCUAGAGACAAUUCUUUCUAGUAUCUUCCAUCAGCUAAAUAAACGCCUCCCAAGUUCACAACAAAUCUCUGUCGAUCAAUCUGUGAAUCUGUUGCUGAAUUGGUUAAUAAGUGCCUAUGAUCGUGAACACAAAGGCCGAAUUCUGGUAUUCUCUCUCAAAGUUUCGUUGUCUCAUCUCUGUACAGGAAAAUUAAUGGACAAACUUCGAUACAUUUUUACUCAAAUCUCUGAUUCAAGUGGUUAUCAAAUACAAGAAAAAUUUGAAGAAUAUUUAAGGGCUGUUUUAGCUCUUCCAAGCGCUGUAUGUGAAGGUCCAUCAUUCGGGUAUAAUGACACAGCAUCACGGACAUGCUUCGAUGGAAAGAUUCUUGAAGAGUUAGGUUUUGGUCAAAUGGUAAAACGAGAAAAAGUUAACGUGAAUGACUUCCUAAAUGUUCUGAUGUCUGACCCAGGUCCCCAAUGUCUCAUGUGGUUACCAAUUCUUCAUCGAAUGAGUCAAGCAGAAAAUGCUGUACACCCAGUUCAGUGUGAGGGUUGCAACCGAGAAUCAUUUAUGGGGUUUCGCUAUAAAUGUCAGCGAUGCUAUAACUACCAAUUGUGUCAAGAUUGUUUCUGGAGAGGUCGGACAUCAGGAAAUCAUACAGACUCUCAUGAAAUGAAGGAAUAUUUAUCCUACGGAAGCACAAAAUCUCCAGCAAAACAGAUUGGUCAUUCAUUGAAAAAGUCAUUCCGCUGUGUACCAAGCAAACCAAAUCAUAAAAUUCCUACUUUUUCUGACGUUCCAGAAAACCGAAUUGAUUUAACAAAUAUUGUGCCACCAACCCCCGUAAUGGUGCACAACGAUCUCCAAGAGGCUUGUAGUCAUUCUAUCGACUUGUCUUCAGUUGACAGUGGUCCAACUUCAAGAAGUCCGAGUAAACUGAAUGCUAGUAUAGGAGACACAACCCGCAUCGAUGAUGAACACCGCUUGAUCGUGCGCUAUGCAGCACGACUUGCAGCAGACGCUUCAAAUGCAGCACGAAGCCCUGCUGAGAUGAACUUUAGCCUUGAUUCAAGUAAAGCUCAACGGGAACUCAUUGCACAAUUAGAGGCCAAAAAUCGGGAGAUUAUGCGUGAGAUUCAGCGCUUACGCAUGGAACAAGAAGCAAAUGCCAAAAACAUGGAAGUUCAGUAUGACCCCACAUUACUGGCGGAGUUGAGGUUACUGCGGCAACGGAAGGAUGAACUUGAGGCUCGGAUGCAAUCAUUGCAGGAAAGUCGGAAGGAACUGAUGGUUCAGCUGGAAGGGUUAAUGAAAUUAUUAAAGAAUCACAGUUCCCCGCGUUCCACUCCGAACAGCAGUCCACGGUCCCGCGGAGGGGGUCACUCCCCAAUAGCGGCCGUGCCGAGUAAAGGCAGCUCCCCCAGCACGCCGAUGGAUGCUCUCACUGGUCUGGGAAUCGGUGGAGAUAUCAGGCAGGCUUUCAGCCAGGUCUCCACUGCAGGCUCUCCCAAUGUACGGAAUUUGCGAAAUGAUCUUCUAGUAGCAGCGGACUCUGUUACAAAUGCAAUGUCGUCUCUUGUCAAAGAACUGAAUUCAGAAGGCAGUGGCAGUGAAGAUGAAAGUAGUGCUCUGGGAACUUUGGCUGCCUCAGGUAAUUUGGAUAUCGAGGCUUAUUACCCCACCCACACAUCAGACGAUGUUGAUGGUUGGAGAGAUGAAGUGAAACGGCGGUUAGACCAAGAGUCAGAAUUCUUGGCACAGUUAAGGGCAAGGCGCCAGAAAGGUAGCAACAGCAGCAGUCGAAACCAAAGUGAUUCAGAAACAGAUCCAUACAUUCCUGAUGACUGUGAAUCUUAUGGCCGUACAGAAGAUGACGCAAGUGUCCUUGUCACAGAUGAUGGUGAGUCCUAUAUCGGGACCAACGAUGGCAGCCGUGCCCUUACAGACGACGAUGAUUCAGAACUCUAUGAUAAUCAUCCAAAAGAAUUGGUGAAUCGUUAUAUGACGGAUGACGAGAGCUACUUGCAGUCAGAUGCAGAAUCUUACAUCCGAACUGAUGAUGAAGAGGGUGGCAACACCGAAUGGGAGGAAUCAAUGCGACGCUGGGUGAACAGAUGAUAGGUCGUCAACUGCCACACCUGUUGCUGAUUAAAGAAGCCAACAACAGCUUCUGACAGCUUUAAUUCUGGAAAUUUCUCUCUUUUCCACCUGGUAUUUCUGUCAGUCUGUCAGUCUGCCUUUUUGCACCACCACCCCACAAAAAUAAAUAAAUAAAACCAAAUAAAACCAUGCUGAUUCCAGCAAGGCCACACUUUAGAGCAGCACUGCAGCCGAGAUGGACGACUCCCAAAAUGACCAGUCGCCAGUCAGUGGUAGCAGCACCAGUCUUGUUUUAUUAAUGGACAUUUCUGUUCCCUUUGAAAAUACCUCACAACAUACAACUACCGUCAUUUCUACUUGUCUCUACACUUUUUGUCAAAUUAUUUUAAGCCACCGUUAUCUUUAUCACAGUUUCAGUUGAAGGAGGGAAAUAAAUCUGUCAGAAGGCAAAUUGUAAAAUGUAUCUAUGACUGUUGCAGAAUGGAAUGUGAGAUGGAAGCAUAAAUAGCAGUGACUGAGAAGAAAAUUCUAAGACAUUUUUUAAUGUUAAUGUAUAGAGGAGACAUGUCUGAUGAUAACAACACCACCAUAAUAUUGUGUCAUGCAGUUGGCAUUGAUGGCUGACCGUAAAAGAGAAUGUUGGGAAAGACAUUGAGGUCUUCGGUAAAGAAUACAUUAAUAUUUCUGAGACUAAGUCCAUUGAUUAAAAAUGCUGAAAUGUUAAAAAAAAAGAAAAUCUUAAUUUUAACG